Brassica rapa (field mustard) is the source of this 4985-nucleotide messenger RNA. RefSeq names its product putative F-box protein At5g44220. The record is from RefSeq and is a predicted model, not a curated record. Lineage: Eukaryota; Viridiplantae; Streptophyta; Magnoliopsida; Brassicales; Brassicaceae. Gene Ontology annotation, molecular function: protein binding.
AACCACUAGUUAAAUCAAUAAAUAACUUUUACUUCUUUUUUUAAUUUUUAAUUAUGUUUUUAGAUUAUGUUUUAUAUUCUAAAUUUCUAAUUAAGAAGUUAUAUACUGACAAAAAAAAUUAGGUUUUUCCUUUUCAAUUUUAUAUUUGUGAUUUUUAGAUUUUAAUGAAAAUUUCAUUAUGCCAGAGAACCAAAACUAGUCGAUGUGAUUUGGUGUUAGUUUAUUUUCGUUAUUGAUAAUUUAUUAUAAUGAUUUUUUACUUUUUAUUUAUUUUGUAUAAUUUCAUUUAUUAUUCACAUUAAACAUUUAAAUAUUUAUAAAUUUUAUGUCUUGAUUUUUUUAGAUGUCAUAACUAUUAUCUUGUUAGAAAAAAUUAUAAAUAGUCUAAAUUAUUUUUUGAUAUUUUUUAUAUCAAAUGAAAAUAAAAAUAUAGAAAUUAAAGUUAUGUAUUUUCUAAAUGUUAUUAAACAUAAAAAUAUACAUAUCCAAACUAUUAUUUUAUGUUUAUAAAAAUAUUUAGAAAAUAUUAAACUUUAGUUUCUAUAUUUUUAUUUACAUAGCUGAUAUAUUAUUAUAUAAUAAAAUUAAUUAAUUUAUUAACCCACGGUUCGUCCGCGGUCGACCCAGUGACCCAUCGACUCGGUAAGUCGUCCGGUUCAGUGUCCGGGUCGAGUUUAAAAACAUUGCAUCCAACCAAUCAAUAAUCUCAUAUAAAUUGCCUAACUACCGAAUAACGAUUCUUUGAACAUCGAUCACAAGAUUUUAGUCCGGAGCAUGUAAUUUUCUCAUAUCUAAAAUCAGAUCGCUUAAUGUUAACUUCGCACAAACAUGAUAUAUUCAGAUGUACAUGCAACCUACUAACUAGGUAACUAGUUACUCAUGAAUUUAUAUUUUUUUUAUUCAAGAAAAAAAAAAGAAAACAAGAAUUAGGAAAGAGGUUGGUAGCUAUCUAUUCCAACAACAGGUCUAUUGCACUAUUGAAAAGUUGGUGGUCGAUGUUUCCGUCUUCGAUGUUAGAUUGCGACACGCUCUGUUUCGCACAUGCUUUUGCCUUUGUCUGAGUCACUCUGAACUACCAAAAACUUAAUAGACACUUGCUUUGUCAAUGAGUAUUGACUUUUAUAUCAAUGUGUAUAUUGAGUAUCAGAAAAUAUUAGGUUUACAAAAUUUAUUCCAUGAAUUUGACUUCUUCUUUUUUAAUUAUUUCUUAGGACUACAUGCAAAAAUUAAUCCAGUUGGCAGUCAGUAGCUAAAACUAAAAAACACAAUGUACAUCAUAUUCUCAAAAAGAAAAUUAUAUGACAUGGAACUGUUGAGCUUUAGUAAAGAAGAUCAAGAAAGAAUAAUAACACUUAGACAUGGAGAGGAAUGAACUAUGUAUAGAGGAUAAGAUCAUGAGCCACUCGUGCAGGACCAGAGUAGCCGUUUGAUUCAACUCAUAAAGACAAAAGCAACCUGCAUUUUGUCGGCUAUUGAACAAGAAGAUAAGGACAAAUUCAUUAAUGAAGUCGUACGUGGAAGAGCAUUUGUAGUAGCACCCAAAGGGAGUCUAGGUCAUGGUGGUUACUAUAUAUAUACGAUAAGAGUGUAUGGAGAACACAUUACAAAGCAUAAACUUGUAUUUUGUUCUUCGGGUUGAGUUAGAGAUAUAAAACGAGAGAAGCAUUGUAAGAGGUUAUGGGCCGGGGCUUUGGGCAUUCACUCUCUUAUAACGUCUAAUCUAGUGGAUUCCGAGAGAGAGAGAUCCCAGCCAUACAUAGAACCUUCGUUGACAGGUGUGAACCUGAGAAACUUAGUAAAUGUGUGUGUGCUCUUGCCAUUUCUUUGUUCAGUUCUCGCUCUGUUUUCGGGCUUGAAGUUGAAUCCUCUGCUCUACUUCUCUGCAUCGUGUUCUUGGUGUUUGAUAGGAACAUCUCUAAGUAUUAAAGGAGACGUCAUGAGGUUGAAGUUUCUUCACAGGAACUUUCAAAAUAACUUGUAGCGAGAUUUCACAAACCUAAGCAUAUGUCAUGCAAAACUCCGGCAUAUCACUAUCACUGAUGCGAGUGAGUUGUUUUGACACCCAUAGGCAGUAUACCCAAAAAAUAAUAAUAGGAAAGACAAGCAAAACAUUAAGAAAAAAAAAUCAAGGCUGAUGCUGAGGAAGACUAGCAAAACCAGUGGCAGUGGCGGAGGAAUAAGAGCGGCAUUCAAUCUAAAUUCGUCAAUUCCAUGAGGAAAAUCAGCAGGAGGGUCUUGAAAGCAACUAAUCGGGACACCAGAGACAAGAUCAUCAUAUUCUACAUUUCCCAUAAUUUUCUUUGGCCCCUUUAACUUGGUCUCAUGAAAGCGCGAUCAUUCUAGGCCCUAAGAGCACCAGCAUUAAUAAACCCCCGGUUGGGGUUCAUAAUUUGAAUUUUUUUUUUUUUUUCAUUUUUCGUUUGUUAUUUUUUUAUUUUUUUUUAAAAAAAAAUUGACCAAUAGCAGGCCGCCACGUGGCGCGGGGUCCGCUGAACAGUAACGACCCAGGUUCAUACAGAAGGGGCAUGGCGAGACAGAAUCAUCACUAUAACAUAUUAUAAUAUUUUUUUUUCUCGAAAAGCGUGUGAACCCCCCUAAUGAACUUCCAAUGCUGGUGCUCUAAGAACUUCAACCUUGUGUUUUAUCUCGACAACAUCUUUCUUGAAACAUCAUACUUCGUAUUUUCAACAUUAGCCUACUGAUAAUAUGAUCGUCAGACUGAGCUGGCAACUCUUUAGGAACUGAUCAUUGUAAUCAUUUUAAGCACCUUUUCAUCCUAGCAAAAUUAAUGUCCGUCCAACGACGAUGACCUUGCCAUUUCCUAAUUUGUAACAUGUCCACGUCCUUUAACCCCAUUUCUUUUUUUUCUCUUGUGCAAAAUCACCAGAGCCGUGCGAGCACUAACAGCUUCCCUAAGCGAUACUAUUUUUUUUUAUGAAUCUACAAUAAUAAAAGCUAUUCUAGUUUAGUAUAACACAGAUCCAAGAACAAAUCAUUUACCCAUUUUAAGGGGAAAAACUAUUGUUUCCAUAUUUUGUUUGGUUUCUUAAAGAAACCAUGCAUGUUUUCAUUCUAAUAUCUGUUUUUAGCUUUUUGAUUAUCCAUAAACUACUAACGAUAACGAUGCUAUGUUUAUAAAGUUGUUUUAUAUGAGAUCUAAUUAAGAGAAUAAAUCAUAAGAAAUGCUUAAAACUUUUUAAAAAUAGAUGCCCUUAAACCAAGUUUUUUUUGACAUCUAAUAAAAAGAAUAAAUCAUAAUAAAUGCUUAAAACUUUUAAAAAAUAGAACCAAGCUACAAAAGAAAAAAAUUAGAUGCUCUAGGCCAAUGUUUAUUUUUUCGUCAUGUAAGCACGGCUCUGAAAACCACGAUGAUCACCUCCGAAAACUAAUUUGUGACAUGUCCACGUAUUUUUCUGAUAAGGAAAUAUUUUUUAAAGACGGUCUGAAAUCUUGAAAUGUUUGGAUAAAGAUCGAUGAGCAUUUUGGGCUGGAUUUAUGUGGAUCGGGCUUUUAUACCGUAUCAAAUUCGGUAGGCUUCAAACCUAAAACAAAUCAAUGAUAUUUGGGCUGUAUAUUAUUUAUACAUGAAAAUAAAAAAAGAGACAGCAAAUGAGGGCAGAAUAAUCUCUGAUACUGUCAAAGUUGCAGCCAGCCAGGCAAUCAUGGAACCAACGCCGCCGUCACUUGGGGUUAGAAAACGUAGGAAGAAGACGAUUUCAGAUCUGCUUCCGAUCGAUCUAGUUAUGCAGAUAUUCAAACGGUUACCGGUCAAAACUCUAGCGAGGCUUAUCUGUGUCUCGAAGCUCUGUGCAUCCAUCAUCCGCAGCCGAGAUUUCAUGAAAGUGUUCCUUACCAACCGACAUGGUCGUCUCUUCUUCACCUUCAAGCGUUACAAAGAUAGUAUCCUUUUCACGGCAUCCCUUCAAACCCUAAAUCCAUGUGAAGCCUCCGUAGCUAUGACUCAUCCUGCAUUUGAUGUCGACGCCAAGAAUUGUUCCUAUCUUCAUGGUUUGAUUUGCUAUGCAAGUGCUUGUGCAUCGAGGGUUCUAGUAUACAACUCCAGCACCAGAAAAUUGACCACAUUGCCCAUAUUCCAACCCGGGACUCCUGUCAGAAACCACUUCUUAGGUUAUGAUGGUAUUGCUGGUGUUUACAAAGUGUUGUGUAGGACAGGACCAAAUCCUGUUUUUCAGAUCAUGACCUUAGGAGACGGGAGUUCAUGGAAGACGGUUAACGUUGGUCAGUACUCUCAUUUUCCUCUCAAGAAACAUAUAUGUAUCGAUGGUGUUUUAUAUUAUGAAGCUUGUGCUGACAAGAACUUGAAGGGAACUGCAUUCAUCAUGAGAUUUGAUGUUAGGUCUGAAAGUUUUGAACGUGUCAAAAUGUCCGGCGAUAAUGUCAAAUGUUCAGCAAUGGUAACGUACGAGGGGAAGCUGGCUAUCAUUUCCAAGGUAAUUUCAGCUGAUGGUGGCGUGGUUUUGUGGGUUCUUGAGGAUGCAGUGAAACAUAAAUGGUUGAAGAAGGUUUUUGUUUUGCCUAAUUCGUGGACAAGUUUAGUUCAGGGCCAAAGCACAGCAGCUUAUUGGUUUCAUCGUUUCGUUGACGUCAAUGAUGCGGGUGAAUUUGUUUUGGCACCGUCAAGUGUGCGUAUUCGACACUAUGUUCUAUUUUAUGAUCCAAAAAGAAAUAGUAUGAGAAAAGUCGCGGUAAAUGGAAUCAAAGUGCCUAUACGUUACGACAGCAACAGACGAUUUAAUCGUCCCGAUUCUUGUAGUCUGCUCCAUCUCUUCUCCAGUCAGGUUGAGAGUCCCAUGUUUCUGUAAGAAUCGUAAGAUGAUGGUCUGUUGCAACCUUCAAACUAUGUUGAAAUGUGACCUAGCCGGUCUUUUGUUUAUUGGGAAGUCUCAUGUUUGUGUUAUAUUUGGUUACAUUUUCACCAUAUCGACAGUUUGUUUAUGUUAUAUUGGAAUAUUGGUUACAUUUCC